AUGAAUGAACAACGUCAAAUAGUAAAAUCAGGCUGGUUACAACAUGUGAUACAUAAAAAAGGUGGCACUUUACAUCGCAAAAAAAAAGUACUGUAUGAAGAAGGAAAAUGGGUUGUAUUAUGUAUCCACAAUGAUCGCAUACCACUUCUGGAAUGGUAUUUCUCAGAGAAAUGUGUCUACGACCAUAGACCUUCGAAAGUAAUUGAUUUGUUGGAUUCAUCAUUCGUUAGAAUUGUUAUCAGUGAUCCAUCUAGACGCAGUUUUAUGAUUGGUUUCGUAGACUGCAAACGUGAACCAAUUGAACUUGCUGCUUUGACAGUGGAAGAUUGUGAUGAUUGGAUUCGAUCUUCUACAUCUGAACUCAUGCGAAUAAAAUGUUUGGUCGGAUCUACAAAUUUAUACAUUUCUAUACCAGAUGCGCCAUCAGAAGUACCUGAACUUGCUGAACGAUUAGGUGAUCAAGAUCAAGCAGUCGAUGAAUUCUCCAAACAGUUUCGUCGCAUUCAAUCAGCUGCAGUAAUGUUUAAGGUUCCAGAAGGAAUUGCACCAUCCCUUCCAAAUUCGACUACUAGAAACCUUGCAUAUGAACGGAUUAAAUUCCCAGCAGUGGUAUCUUCAAGAGUGUUCUCUCUACCUCACGCAUUAAAUACAGAAGAAAAAAAAAUGAAAAGUUUGAGUCCAGUAACAACUCCACCUCCUCUCCCUCCUCGUAAUAUUUCUUCAUCUCGAACUCACUUUUCUAUGAGAAUUAUGGAGCGUCUUUCAAUAUAUGAUCAUCCGAAGAAUCGUGCAUCCGCACCAUCUAAUGAUUCAUUUGUGGCAGAACAUUCAGAGGAUGCCUCAAUGAAUUUGAAAAGUUCUGCUGUUUUGGAGUCACCGAUAUCAUUGAACAUGGAAAUAGAAGUCCCUGUUGAUGUCUGUCGUGUACCUGUGAAACGCGGAUAUUCCGUUCCCACUGGAACUUUAAAUGCUGAUGUUACACAGUCCUAUCGAACCACUACUGAUGAUUCAUCAUCUUCCAAUUAUGAUGCACCUUGUGGAUUAUUAAAUCAAGUUACAUCAUUUCGAAAAAAUCAUUCAGUUAGUCAGCGAAAUAACGAUGAACAGCACGAGAAUAAUUCACAAUUCUUUGGUUGUUUUGAUGCUCCAAAUAAUUUGAAACACAUAACAGUCGAUUUCAUCAUAUUCAUGCAUCAUAUUGCAUUUGUCGACUUCGAUGGAAAAGUUUGGGUAGCGGGUUGGACUAUGGUGGCUCAUAAAAGUUUUACGGACCAGUUGUUCGUUGGCGAUCAACUCGUACAAGUUGGUGAUGUUGUUAUCCAGAGCACACAGCAGUUUUCGCACAUUUUCAACCCUCUGAGAAAAUCGGAAUCUAUGGUAAAUGUGAUCGUUCAACGGGUACCCCAUGGGUCAAUCUACACAUUGCAGAAAAUGGAAGAGAAUUUUGAUGCAGGGUUCAUUCUAGACAAAUAUAAGAGUAAAUUGCUUGGUGUACUUGAAGGCUCAUCAGCAUGGGAAGCUGGUGUGCGUUCGUCAGUCUCAGCAGUGACCCAAAAUGGCACAACUUCUGCUUGUAUAACACACAUAAAUAAUAGCACUUUAAAUUUAUUUUCACGAAAUAAUGAUGUUUCAAAAAUCAUUGAUGAAUUACCUCUGCUCAGCGCAUUUACUAUCAUAGUGCAACCUUAUGAUUUCAUAAAAUUUUUGAAGAAAAACUUGAAAAAAUUGAAGAAUGCUAAUGACUUUGUGUACUAG
Messenger RNA from Thelazia callipaeda (thelaziosis nematode), 1755 nucleotides. NCBI's taxonomy places the organism in Eukaryota, Metazoa, Nematoda, Chromadorea, Rhabditida, Thelaziidae. The record is from the annotation of a GenBank genome assembly.